This is a messenger RNA of Plutella xylostella (diamondback moth), 1371 nucleotides long. RefSeq names its product S-adenosylmethionine mitochondrial carrier protein homolog. The record is from RefSeq and is a predicted model, not a curated record. Lineage: Eukaryota; Metazoa; Arthropoda; Insecta; Lepidoptera; Plutellidae.
UUGGAGAAGUUUCAGGCAGGCGCGAUUUUUAAUUUUAUUUAGCUUUCGGAGGUGGAUUUAGUUUGUUGUGUGUUUGGAAGCCUCAUUUAAAUGUGAACUUUAUGAAAUAAACUAUGAUGCUAUUGUAACAUAAAUUAGAAAUUAAGCUUUAUGUUAUAUAUCAUAAAUCUUUUAUGAAGUUAUUUCAUAACAUAACCUAAAAUCGUCCAAAGUUUUACAAUAUUUUAUGGUAAAUAAAACAGUGAUAAUGGAACUGCAAGAAAAACCUUCAACACCACACUCGGUGUAUCUAGCACCUCUAUUGGCUGGAGCUAUAGCAGGUAUAUCAGUGGACGUGACUCUGUACCCGCUGGACACACUGAAGACUCGGCUGCAGAGUGCACAGGGCUUUCAGAAGGCUGGAGGCUUCCGGGGAGUUUAUAAAGGUCUGAGCGCGGUGGCGGCGACGUCGAUGCCGACCACAGCCCUGUUCUUCGUGUCCUACGAGUGUACAAAGACCCUGGUGCAGCCCCACGUGCCGGCGCAGUGGAGCCCGCUGGUGCACGCCGCGGCCGCCAGCGUCGGUGAAGUGCUGGCGUGCCUGAUCCGGGUGCCGACGGAGAUCGCCAAGCAGAGGAAACAGACGUACGUGGGGACGAAGACGAGAAGCAACAUCUCUAUAUUAAUGGAUGCCUACAAAGCGGAGGGCGUCCGCCGGGGCGUGUACCGCGGCUUCCUGUCGACGGUGGCUCGAGACCUGCCCUUCAGCUUCAUCGAGCUGCCCGUGUGGGAGCUCAUGAAGAAGAUGGUCAAGGAGUAUAACGGCGGCGAGAUCACUAGUUUACAGAGUGCAUGCUGCGGUUCACUAGCGGGCGGGUUCGCGGCGGCCGUCACCACGCCCCUAGACCUGGCCAAGACCAGGAUCAUGCUGGCCCCAGACUACCACGCCACCAGGAAACUGCGCAUCAGGCCGGUCCUCACCAGCAUCUACCUAGAAUCAGGCUUCAGAGGACUGUUCGCGGGCGUCACGCCGAGGCUUUUCGGCUUCAUGAUUGGCGGAUUCGUGUUUUUCGGCGCGUACGACGAUGCGAAAGCUUUCUUCGAAAGGAAGUUUGACGGGAGAUAGUGCUGCCAUCUUUUGGUGGAGGAGGUAAAGUUUUGAGUUCUGGUGUUUAACGCUAGAUGGCGUUGUAAGAAUAAACGGUUUCAUUAAUUGAAACUAGAUGGCACUGUUAAUUUUUUUAUAGAUACAAAAUAAAGUGCAUUUAAUGCUAGGUAGGAAAAUAGUGAUUCUAAGGCCAAAGUUGUAUAUUUUUUACUGCAAUAUACAUUACACAUAGUAUUUUAGUUACAAAUUGUUAUUUUUUUGACAUAAAAUUAUUUUAUAAUUGU